AUGGCUACUUUCAGUGUUCUCUGUAGCAAUCGGUUUCUAUUCAAAGGUGGUCAAUUUCCUGAGAAAUCUAGUAGAAAGGUGUAUUCCUCGAGGAGUAGUGAGCUUAAUGUCUGUGUCGCUAGAAGAAUGAAUCAGUCGUCUAGUUGCAGAAAACUUGGUGGGUUUCUGGAAAUUGGGUUUAGAACUCAUAGCGAUUCUCGAAAUGGGUUUACUUGUAAUAGCGAGAUCAAGCGACUAGUAAAUGGUAACUACGGAGAUAACGAGACUCGUAUUGGUGAAAAUGGUAGAAACAAAGAGAAGAGAGGAAGAAGAUUCUCUCUUAGGCUUCGUCCUAGAUUACGAUUGUUGAGCAUGAGACUUGGGAGAUUCGAUUUCAGAGCAUCACUGGAUGAUUUUCGGCUAUUUUUGAGAAAGAAUAUCAAAAGAGUGAUCUUAUCUACUGGUGUGGCUGUUGUCUUUGGACUGUGUUAUCUGUUCUUGAGGCUAACCGCUGUCCCGUCUCCAUCCAUUGUUCCUUACUCAGAUUUCGUAACGAAUCUUCGAGGUGGCUCUGUUUCAAAGGUUCUGCUCGAAGAAGGUUCUCGUCGAAUCUACUACAACGCUGAUGAAAACGUUGAGGAGGAGGUUGAAAAUGCUCACAAGUCUGAAACUUUAGAGACUCAAACUGAUGGCGGCGCAGUUACGGAAGAAGUUAUUCNAUGUAUGAGUUUUUCAAACGGUAACUUCACCUGCACAGAGAGAUAA
Messenger RNA from Microthlaspi erraticum, 744 nucleotides. NCBI's taxonomy places the organism in Eukaryota, Viridiplantae, Streptophyta, Magnoliopsida, Brassicales, Brassicaceae. The record is from the annotation of a GenBank genome assembly.